Messenger RNA from Gorilla gorilla gorilla (western lowland gorilla), 1096 nucleotides. Its product is annotated as olfactory receptor 52K2. The coding region runs from base 75 to 1019 and encodes 314 amino acids. The record is from RefSeq and is a predicted model, not a curated record. Gene Ontology annotation, biological process: G protein-coupled receptor signaling pathway. The transcript has a single exon. Lineage: Eukaryota; Metazoa; Chordata; Mammalia; Primates; Hominidae. Gene Ontology annotation, molecular function: G protein-coupled receptor activity; olfactory receptor activity. Gene Ontology annotation, cellular component: plasma membrane.
AUUCUGCUGAUAUUGAAUAUUCUCUGGAAGGGCCCUGUGGAAGCAGAUGAGGAGGAAGAGAAUUCCCAGGAGCCAUGUCAGCCUCCAAUAUCACCUUAACACAUCCAACUGCCUUCUUGUUGGUGGGGGUUCCAGGCCUGGAACACCUGCACAUCUGGAUCUCCAUCCCUUUCUGCUUAGCAUAUACACUGGCCCUGCUUGGAAACUGCACCCUCCUUCUCAUCAUCCAGGCUGAUGCAGCCCUCCAUGAACCCAUGUACCUCUUUCUGGCCAUGUUGGCAGCCAUCGACGUGGUCCUUUCCUCCUCAGCACUGCCCAAAAUGCUUGCCAUAUUCUGGUUCAGGGAUCGGGAGAUAAACUUCUUUGCCUGUCUGGUGCAGAUGUUCUUUCUUCACUCCUUCUCCAUCGUGGAGUCAGCAGUGCUGCUGGCCAUGGCCUUUGACCGCUAUGUGGCUAUCUGCAAGCCACUGCACUACACCAAGGUCCUGACUGGGUCCCUCAUCACCAAGAUUGGCAUGGCUGCUGUGGCCCGGGCUGUGACACUAAUGACUCCACUCCCCUUCCUGCUGAGAUGUUUCCACUACUGCCGAGGCCCAGUGAUCGCUCACUGCUACUGUGAACACAUGGCUGUGGUCAGGCUGGCGUGUGGGAACACUAGCUUCAACAAUAUCUAUGGCAUUGCUGUGGCCAUGUUUAUUGUGGUGUUGGACCUGCUCUUUGUUAUCCUGUCUUAUAUCUUUAUUCUUCAGGCAGUUCUACUGCUUGCCUCUCAGGAGGCCCGCUACAAGGCAUUUGGGACAUGUGUCUCUCAUAUAGGUGCCAUCUUAGCCUUCUACACACCUGUGGUCAUCUCUUCAGUCAUGCACCGUGUAGCCCGCCAUGCUGCCCCUCAUGUCCACAUCCUCCUUGCCAAUUUCUAUCUGCUCUUCCCACCCAUGGUCAAUCCCAUAAUCUAUGGUGUCAAGAUCAAGCAAAUCCGUGAGCGCAUCUUGGGAAUAUUCCUAAGAAAGGAUAUGUAGAGGGUGAGGUGGAGAAAGAAUGGGUUGGCUUGUCUGCUGGAGUUGGAGACAGGCUAUGGUAGGAUGUGCACGGCUGC